AUGCAGGCUUGGACGGCUAACCACCACAGCAACAAGGUGCUGUGCAACAAACCCAUCGAUGACUAUCUCCGGCGUCCCAAUGGCGGCAACCCCGUCAACAACACACUCAUCGUCUGCGGCGAGUGCAAGGGCGUCCUCGUGAACGAGCUGAUCCGUCUCCUCCUUUACGACAACGGAAGCGACACGCGGGAAUGCGUCACCCUCGCGACACUUCAGCAUGCAACCUUCCCAUCCACCCAUAUCGUCGACCAGCUCUGGUGGGCACUUGGGCUGGCUUCGUAUCCGGCCCUAGAUGUCCUGAAGAAGCCUUGGCGCAAGCUCAUCAAGUACAUUGGCAGCAAUCUUCGCCUCAACACACAGGAUGUUGCAGCUCAUGCGCGAGGUCGACUCUCGUGGCAGUGGUUCCAGGAGCGGCGCCAGGCACGACGCCAGCUCUCACCGAUCCAUCCAAGAGAGCGAGUGUCGUCCGAGACCAAGAACCCCCCCUCCGAUGCUGAGUUGGUGCUCCAGAUUCGCACAAAGCUGGCAGAAGUGGCGGGCCAGCUGCAGCUCGUCCACGACGCAUCCCAGGCAGAGGCGGAAGAGAGGGCAGACAUGCGGCGAAGGGAGAUUGUGAGUCUGCGUCUGAAAGCAGAGAAGGGGGCACAAGAACCGGACAAAUUGCCAGCGCAUGGCAUGCAAGACGCCACAGUGAGGCGAGAGGCCACACACAGAGGCCUCAAAGACCAACUUGCGGCGUUGUCCGUUCUCUUGGCCAAAGCGAGUCAUGGUGGGCUUGUGAUAUCCAUCGCAUCUUCACCCUUGAGCAGUCGGCCGCGUGCACUCGAUAGAAUGGACAAGUGCCUGUCCAAGAGUGUCCUCUUCGAAACAGGAUUUCAUAUGGUUGCUGGGGCCGACAGCAGAAGCAGAUCCAAAACCAAGCAACGUGACGUGUCCCUUGCCCUUCGUGCCGAGGGUCCCAUCCCGAUCCGUCGGACCAACAAACGACUGGUUUGGAUCCAGAGGGGUGAUACAAAUAACGCCGAUGUACCCAGUCUGUCGGUCAUACUGGGUGGCAUUGAUCUCGUCAUCUCAGUCUCCACUAUGCUCGCUGGGAAUGGGCCUCGGGGCCCCUUUCCUGAGCUUGCUUACUGGAUUGGCGGCCAACCCGGCGUCUCGACGUUGAACGACCCGUCCUACGAAAUAUACCGGGAUCAAACAGACAGACCUGCGUCUAUCGGACCAGACCAAUGGGUUGUCUUCCACAUCCACCUUGAAGCCCCCGCCCGUGACAACAGACCAAGAGCAGACUUCCUCGGAAGCGGACCCGAUGGCAACACAUACGCAGGAACACCCACCAUAAGGGUAUUUCAUGGGCAGUAUAUCACGGAGGGCCGAUACGAUAAUCGCCAACAAUGGAAUGACUGGCGGGUCUCUGGCUCGGAAGGUUUGUCCACGACGGCGAGACGGACCUGGAGCUGCCCCUCUGAAGACCACAGUUACUGGUAUGUCGGGUCACCCAGAGUCAUUGACAGCGACAACGCAAUCCUGGCAUCCUUUUUACACCAAUGGGGACGGGACAGCGUCUAA
Emericellopsis atlantica is the source of this 1569-nucleotide messenger RNA. RefSeq lists its product as uncharacterized. The transcript is spliced from 6 exons. The record is from RefSeq and is a predicted model, not a curated record. Lineage: Eukaryota; Fungi; Ascomycota; Sordariomycetes; Hypocreales; Bionectriaceae. The coding region runs from base 1 to 1569 and encodes 522 amino acids.